GGCUCCUCUAGGGCUUCACUAGGGUUUAAGCGCGCACCAAUGGCGACUUCCAGCGCUCGCUUGAUCGUGCAUGGCGCCGCCGCGGCAUCCAAGCCAGCUCCAUAUCCACCAGGUUCGCAUCCUCGCGCCUCGAUCUCCCUGCCAAGCGCCGCCAAUGCCAGCAGCAUCUGGGGCAGCAAGAGCAUCAAGCCCCAGCGCAUAGCUACAUUCUCUCCGGCGAUCAAGCCCGCGGCGCCCGUGAUCGCCAUGGCCGGGGACACACCGUCGCGUCAGAUCUCGGGCAAAUGCUUCGUGGUGCGUGACAAUAUCGACACCGAUCAGAUCAUUCCGGCCGAGUAUCUCACGCUCGUCCCCUCCAAGCCGGACGAGUAUGAGAAGCUGGGGAGCUACGCCAUGGCCGGGCUUCCGCCACACUAUGGACAGUUCAUGGAGCCCGGCAAGAGCAAGACCAAGUACUCGAUCAUCAUCGCCGGCUCCAACUUUGGCUGUGGCUCCUCCCGCGAGCACGCCCCGGUUGCUCUGGGAGCGUCCGGGAUCCAGGUGGUGGUGGCCGAGUCCUAUGCCAGGAUCUUCUUCCGGAACUCGGUGGCCACCGGCGAGAUGUAUCCCGUCGAGUGUGAAGCUCGCAUCUGUGACGAGUUCCACAACGGGGACGACGUGACCGUGGACAUGGAGCGCGACGUGGUGGUGAAUCACUCCACUGGAAAGGAGUACGCGCUCAAGCCGCUGGGCGAUGCCGCGCCGGUGAUCGAAGCUGGCGGGAUCUUUGCGUACGCGAGGCAGACUGGGAUGAUUCCUUCGGCAGCUUGACACGAAGGAGCUUAAAGUAGAAGAGUGUUGACAAGAUCCUCUGUAUUGCAUGGAGAGUGAAGGAAAAAGAAAGAGGUUUGCUCAAGUCAAGAUGUUUUUUCUAUGGUU
This is a messenger RNA of Selaginella moellendorffii, 918 nucleotides long. RefSeq names its product 3-isopropylmalate dehydratase small subunit 3. Gene Ontology annotation, molecular function: hydro-lyase activity. Bases 40 to 810 code for a protein of 256 amino acids. NCBI's taxonomy places the organism in Eukaryota, Viridiplantae, Streptophyta, Lycopodiopsida, Selaginellales, Selaginellaceae. The record is from RefSeq and is a predicted model, not a curated record. The transcript is spliced from 3 exons.